Messenger RNA from Rhodotorula graminis WP1, 1154 nucleotides. RefSeq lists its product as uncharacterized. The transcript has 6 exons. Bases 1 to 1083 code for a protein of 360 amino acids. Gene Ontology annotation, cellular component: membrane. Gene Ontology annotation, molecular function: mating-type factor pheromone receptor activity. The record is from RefSeq and is a predicted model, not a curated record. Lineage: Eukaryota; Fungi; Basidiomycota; Microbotryomycetes; Sporidiobolales; Sporidiobolaceae. Gene Ontology annotation, biological process: G protein-coupled receptor signaling pathway.
AUGUCCUGGCAGCUCGCCUAUGUCGUCCUCAGCGGCCUCCUCGUCGUCCUCAACAGCGCGCCUCUGUACUGGCAGUUUGUGCAGGGCAACUCGGGCCCCAUCGCCAUGGGCGUUUGGGUCGUCCUCACGAACCUCAUCGAGUUUGUGAACGCGGUCCUCUGGUAUCACGACGACGUCGAUCGAGCGCCAGCUUGGUGCGACAUUCGGGUGAAGCUCGCUAUCGGCCAAGAAGUCGGUCGGGUCGCAGCUGUCUUCUGCAUCGCUCGUUUCCUCGCCGACAUCGUCAGCCCGAGGGCGACGGCCAUAACUCGCAAGGACCGACGUCGACGCGCUCUCCAAGACUACCUGCUCUCGUUUGGCGUGCCGGGCGUCAUCAUGGCGUGUCACGUCCUGUAUCAGCCGAAUCGCUAUCGGCUCGUUCGCGGUCGAGGUUGCCAGGUUACGCAGGUGAUGACGUGGCCAACGCUCGUCCUGCGCAUCAUCUGGUCGCCCCUCUUUGCCGUCGGCGGAACUCUAUACUCAGCCUACACGGUCUACCGCUUGGUCCGCCAUCGCCGCAACUUUGGUCGGGUCGUCGCCGGCGCUCACUCGGCCUUGACGACAGCUCGGUUCAUCCGACUCGGCGCCGUGUCCAUGGCGUACCUCUGCGUCGGCGUCCCCCUCUCGGUCUGGUCCGCCAUCGUCAACAUCCAGUCCUCGGGCCGCUACUACGACUACUCGUGGACUUAUGCUCAUUCAGCCUGGCAUGUACGUCCCGUCACGUACGGCGACGAGCCGGCUCACGACUUUACUUCGUGGGCGAACGUUAUUGUUGGGCUCAUCUUCUUCGCCGCUUUCGGCUUCGGCACGGAGGCCAUCACGGCGUACAAGCGCAUCUGCAGCGCUCUGCACCUGCGAGCAGGAGAUACGUCGCAGCACUCUCGGUCUCGGGCUCGGCCGACAUUCACUUGGACGCGAUGGGGCUCUCGCUCGGCCGACUGCCGCCUUGCGCCUCGUCAAGUACCAGCUUUCGAGAUCGGCCGCGAGGUAGGUGUCAAGGAGGGGAUCAAAGUAGUGAUCGAGGAGGAGCAGGACAUUGUUUGAGUUCAUUGCGCAUGGCCCUGGUGCUACUGAACCUUCUCAGUUUCCGAACGGGUUCGCGAUCUCCUCCGACC